Molecule: messenger RNA, 1899 nt
Organism: Penicillium salamii
Lineage: Eukaryota; Fungi; Ascomycota; Eurotiomycetes; Eurotiales; Aspergillaceae
Source: the annotation of a GenBank genome assembly
AUGAAACCCACUUGGCAGCCUCCGCGGGACUACCGCAAUCGUCCGGUUGCCAUUCUCGGCGCGGGUGUACUCGGUCGUCGAGUAGGUAUGUAUCUCGUCAUAAUAUAUCAUCUAUACAUCCCGGUUCUGACCAAUAUCGCUUCACUAGGUUGUAUUUGGGCAUCAGCAGGCUACAGUGUUCGACUUCGAGACCCCAGUGAGCAACAACGAGCGGACGCAAUCACAUACAUCGAAGAGAAUGUGCAGUCAUACAGUGUCAAGACUGGGAAGACUCCCGGAUCGUUUGAGGCAUUCAAAGACAUGAAGGAGGCUGUUGCAGAUGCCUGGCUUGUGAUAGAGGCCGUUCCUGAGAAGAUUGAACUCAAGACUUCUACAUUCGCAGAAUUGGAGACUACUGCUCCGGAAGACUGCAUCUUGGCGUCCAACUCAUCCUCAUACAAGUCCUCUGAGAUGAUUAGCAAAGUGUCCGAUCAAACAAAGAGCCGCAUCCUGAACAUGCACUAUUAUAUGCCGCCUCAGUGUAUGAUCGUGGAGCUCAUGACUGAUGGAUACACUGCUUCGGAGAUCUUCCCCUUCAUGGUUGAACGUUCCCAAGAGGCUGCUACCCUCCCCUAUGUUGCCAGGAAGGAGUCUACUGGAUUCAUUUUUAAUCGACUUUGGGCUGCUGUGAAGCGAGAAGUUUUGACAAUUAUCGCCGACGGCGUGUCUGUCCCCGAAGAGAUCGAUGACAUGUGGCUUGAGAUGUUCAUCAAAGGGGAAACCCUUCCAUGCCGCAUGAUGGACAAAAUUGGAUUAGACACCGUUGCCUUCAUCGAGAAUCAUUACGUGCAUGAGCGUGGACUAUCCUCGGAGAAGACGGUCGACUUUUUGAGAACCAACUAUCUGGACCAAGGCAAAUUGGGAAACAAGUGCUCCCAAGGUGGACUUUAUGCUCCGGACGACAAAUCGAGUACCCCGACGAACGGACCAAGAGAACCUGAAAUUUUGGUUUUGGACGUAGGGCUCUCAGCUUCUACGCCUAGCACGACCUCGGGACAAAUCCUGAAGCUGACCGCGGACGGGAGACACUACGAAGCAAUUCUGAAGGAACAAGCCCUGCCUGAUGGACUCGCUGUUGACCAAGCUUGCGGCCGCAUGUUCUGGACUUGUAUGGGAGUCCCCGGAAAGCCUGAUGGAGCAGUUUAUUCUGCCAAGCUUGAUGGGUCUGAUAUCAUAACCCUGGUCGCACCAGGCACUGUGAACACACCUAAGCAGCUAUCCCUGGAUCACUCGGCGCAGAAAAUCUACUUCUGUGACCGCGAAGGAUGUCGGGUUUAUCGUUGCUCUUUCGACGGCUCCGAUCUGGAAACUUUGGUAGACAACAUUGGGCACGAUCUUACUUCCCAAGAGAGUGUCAGUGACUGGUGUGUGGGAGUCACCGUGAGCCCAGCUCUGGGAAAAUUCUAUUGGACCCAGAAGGGACCACCCAAGGGUGGUAAGGGCCGCAUCUUCUGUGCUAAUAUCAUGACUCCCGAGCGUCAGUCGAUGGGCUCGCGCAAUGACGUACAGUGUGUCUUGAGUGGACUUCCUGAGCCGAUUGACCUCGAGAUAGACGAAGAAACUCGCACUCUUUAUUGGACUGAUCGGGGCGAAAUCCCAUGGGGUAACUCGCUCAACAAAACCACCUUGGAUGAAGCUGGGCUUGUUGUGCCGCCGGUCGAUACUCCUCGGACUUAUGAGACCAUCACCAGGGGUCUGAAUGAAGCCAUCGGACUGAAGUUGGAUGUGCCGAACUCUCAUAUUUACCUGACUGAUCUGGGCGGAUCAGUCUACCGGUGUAACUUGGAUGGUACUCAUAAGCAGAAAAUUUUCUCCGAAGAUUUGCGGGCCUUUACAGGUGUUGCUCUCCUGAGAUCUUGA